AUGAGUCAAGCUGUGCCUUCCUCUUUGAUGAUUACUUUGAUAGAGAGUGUCUCCGUGCUGUCAGAUGAUGUUCUCUGUCUGAUCUUUCAAUUUCUGGAGGCGAAAUAUUGUAUUGGAUCUUGCUCGUUAACUUGUAAGAAGUGGCAUCAGUUGACUAAAUCUGUUCCACUUCAUGUUAAAUAUUUUCGGAUUAAUUAUAGUGAUUUGGUGAGGGUGGUUUCUACUGAUCAAAAAUUGGCUUUAAAUUUGAGUAGUUUGGAUUUGAAUGGAGCUGAAAUAAAGGAUAGAGGUGUGAAAUGUAUUGCUGAAAGUGAAUUCAUGGUCAACUUGAAAGCAUUGUACUUGGGAAGUAACAAGAUUGGAGAUGAGGGUGUUAAAUACUUGGCAGAAAGUGAAUAUUUGAAAAAUUUGCAAACUCUGGAUCUGUAUUUUAACGAGUUUCGGCUCGAUGGUGUGAAAUAUUUAACACAAAGUCCAUUCAUGUCCAAUUUGAGAAAGUUGAUUUUGAGUGCAACGUUUUAUGGAGCUGAAGGUGUGAAAUGUAUUGUGGAGAGUCCUUACUUGACCAAUUUGCAGAUACUCGAUUUGGAUAGAAAUAAGAUUGGAAAUGAAGGACUUGAAUAUAUUACCUCAUCUCAAUCCAUGUCAAAUUUGAGAGUGUUAAGUUUGUCAGAUAAUACUAUUCGUAAUUUGGGAUUGAAGUAUAUUGCAGAGAGUCAGUACAUGUCUAAUUUGGAAGAAUUAACCUUAAAAUCGAAUGAAAUUGGAGAUGAGGGAAUCAAAUAUAUUGCAGAGAGUCAGUUCAUGUCGAAACUUGGAAAAUUAUUCUUGACAACAAACUUUAUUGGAAAUGCAGGAGCAAAAUACCUUUCAGAUAGUCAAUAUUUGAGUAAUUUGCACACACUGGAUCUGUCAUCUAAUCAGCUGGAUGAUGAUGGUGUAAACUAUAUUAAUGAGAGCAAUUUAAUGAGCCACUUGACAUUUCUUAAUCUGAGUAAUAAUAAUACGAGUAACAAUAAGAAUUUAGCUCUCGAUAAUUCCGUGAUAUUUGUGCUUUGUUGUGUUGUACUUGGCAAGACCCUUUGUUCUUGUUGGUUUUAA
This is a messenger RNA of Naegleria gruberi, 1101 nucleotides long. Its product is annotated as leucine-rich repeat, typical subtype. The coding region runs from base 1 to 1101 and encodes 366 amino acids. The transcript has a single exon. Gene Ontology annotation, molecular function: protein binding. The record is from RefSeq and is a predicted model, not a curated record. Lineage: Eukaryota; Heterolobosea; Eutetramitea; Acrasida; Naegleriidae.